Closterium sp. Naga37s-1 is the source of this 7870-nucleotide messenger RNA. NCBI's taxonomy places the organism in Eukaryota, Viridiplantae, Streptophyta, Zygnematophyceae, Desmidiales, Closteriaceae. The record is from the annotation of a GenBank genome assembly.
AUGGACAUGGAUUGUCCGGGAGUCGCGGCGGAGUUCUGCGGGGUUCAGGAGCCUGCAGCGGAGGACGAUGAGGACAAUAGAAAUCGAAACGAAGACGAUGAAGACGGGGAGGAGACGGGCGACGAUUUCGAGCUGCACGACGGGCCGAUUAACAAUGACGGCGGCGGCAUCUCAGCGGGAGGGCCCGGGUGGGAGGCGUUCUUACCUCAGGGUAUCACACCCGCGUCCAACGGCGUGCACGCGUGGGAGCUGCUGACGGCGAGCGGUGCAGCUCGGUUCGACCUGGUGCUGACGGACGUGGUGAUGCCGGGGCUAUCAGGCAUCGGGCUGCUCACGCGCAUCAUGACGCGCGAGGCGCUCCGCGGCAUGCCCGUCAUCAGUGCGUACCGUUCCUUCCCCUCACGCCGUCUUUACCGGCGCCGUUUGAUGUCAUCACACGACAGCAUGGAGAUGGUGCUAAAGUGUUUUCAGAAGGGCGCGGCGGACUUUCUCGUGAAGCCCGUGCGCAAGAACGAGCUCAAGAACCUCUGGCAGCACGUCUGGCGCCGAUGCCACUCGUCUACGGGCAGCGGCAGUGGCAGCGGCAGCGGCACGAACGGCAAGGUGUUACGAGAGAAGCGGGGCGCGUACGAGGGCGACGGAGUGGGGUGCAGCUUCAACGUGAACGGCGGCAGCGACAACGGCAGUGGCACUCAGGUCAACGCUAAUGCCACCAAGGCACACGCGCGGGAGAAGCAGGAGAGGGAGAGGGAGAGGGAGAAUGAGCGCGAGAGGGAGAGGCAGGCAGAGGGAGAGGGCAACUGCGACGGCACAGGGAACGACCUAGCAGCAGGCGGCACCAUGGUUGGCUCGCACUCCGCUCUGCCCCACACUACCGCCGGCGCUGCCGCCGGAUCCGGCCCCUUACCCGCCAACACCGCCGCUGCCGCCGCCGUCGCUGCCGCCGCUGCUGUUGCGACUGCUGCUGUUCUCCCUGCGGGUGGUGGCGGAGGAGGGGAAGGGGGAGGGUGCGAAAGGGGAGGGGGAGGAAGAGUUGCAGUUGCUGGUGGCGGCGCUAUCGGCGCCGCGAUUGGCGGCGGCGGCGGCGGCAUGGUUAUGGGAGCGGCGUUCGCGUUUGGCAUGAUGGCGAUGGGCGGCGCGGCGGCCAUGCAAGCAUCGGGGGAAGGCUCGACUAUCAAAAGGCCUGACGAGUUGGUGUAUGAUGGGGGAGGCGGGGGAGGGGGAGUGGCAGGGGGAGGGGGAAAAGGCGCGGAUGCAUCCCCGCACGUGCUGACAGCUCCCCUCAGGUCGGCGCAGCGGCAGGAGGAGGAUGCGCGCGGGGGAGUGGAGGGCGGGAGGCACGCGGAGAGGAAGGGCGUGGCGGAGAUUGGGGGCGCGACGAGUUGGCGCAUGAGGGGAGGGGAGGAGGAGGAGGAGGAGGAGAGGGAGUUUGAGAAGGAAAGGGAGCGGCGAUUGGAGCAUGCAAGGCAAGCAACUCACGGCGGACGCGGCUCCGCCGCUGCUGCUGCUGCGGCGGCGGCGCUGGCGGCGGCUACAGCGGCUGCCGCGGAUGGCGUUGCUGCUGCUGCCACAGCCGCCGCUACAGCGGCCGCUGCAGCCGGCGCUACAGCCGGCGCUACAGCCGCGGCGGCUACAGCCGCGGAGCACCAUCUGGUGUCGGGCGCGCGCGUGACGACGGCGCCCACUCUGGCGUCGGAGGAGGCGGCGCUGCAGAUCGGCAACGAGAGCGAGGAGGGCGCGACGCCGCGCGCGGAGGAGGACCGCGAGAACGAGGGCACGUCCGCCGAGUCCACGCGCGAGGCGUCCGCGGAAGCCAUGCUGCUGGGGGGCCUCACGCUCGCGGGCAAAGCCGCAGCUCCGGACGCCGCCGCCGCCGCCGCCGCUGCUGGAGCGGCUGCUGGCGGAGCUUUUGGAUUGGCUGCCGUAGCUGCUUCCGGACCUGCAGGCGAAGGGGUUCCGAACCAAGUUGGCGACAGGGUUGGUGGCGUUGGGGGCGGUGCUGCGCGGUGGGGGAGAGUGGGGGGAGGGAGGGGGAGAGGCAAGGGGGUGGCGGAAAAGGUAAUGCCCGGGGAGGCGGAGAUACGGGAUGAUGGGGGGGGCGGGGCGGCGCGGAGAGGGGCGGAUAGGGAUGGCGCCGCUUGCACGGGACCGAGCAGGCGAGUGAUUGAGGGGCGGAUAAAUCUCGAAACGGCGCAAGAAGGGCGCGCAGGGGAGGAUGUGGAGAUGGGGGAGGGGGAAGAGGAGGAGGAGAAGAGGCGCGGAUGGGAUGGGGGUAUGGAGGUGGAAGGGGGAGAGGAAGGGCGGAGGGGCGAGGGGAAAGACGCAGGUGGGGGGUUGGGGGGAGGGAGGGGAGGGGUCGGAGCAGGUGGGGAGGAGCGGGGGAUGGUGGGGGGCGAAGUUCCUCUCCUCUCCACCCUCCCUCCACUACGUUACCCACAUACCUUCCUCUCCCCCCUUGCCGCCCCCCUCCCCUGUGUGCUCUCUUAUACUUCCCAAGUUUCAAAUCGUCUCGCACUUGGACACAUUUUGCUCUCUGCAUUCGUCCUCGUCGUCCGCCCUUACACUCACUGCCCUCCAUCCUUUCUCCCCUUUGCCCGUUCCUUCCUUCCCUGCCUCGCCCGUUCCAGCUACCACACGGCCGGCCAAACAACCAUUGCGACAGCCAAUCACAGCCUGCCACCUGGACCACCACCAGCUGCACCGCCAUCCGGCACAGCCGCAGCAGCUGCCGCCACGGGCGCAGCAGCGCAGCGCGCAGGCGCACAUCCGCCGCCCCCAUUCACGCACCAAGCGCCGUGCGACCCGCUGCCACGCGCGCAUGCCUUGGGAAGCCCACACAGCGCCUUCCCGCCCACGUCUUGUGCUCAUCCGCUGCUUGCCCCGCACGCGCCUAUCACCUCGCGCCCUGACCGCCACGCUUCCGCCGCGCAGCAUGCGGCGUCGGGCAACGUCUCGUCCGCUCUCACGACGUCACACGGCGCGCUCGCCGCUGGCGCCCAUGGCAAGGGCGCGAAAACGGUGCACGUGGCGCACGGCGGGGCGACUGGGGCGCACGGGGGGAAAGGGGCGCAGGGGGGGAAAGGAGGGGCGCAUGCAGGCAGAGUGGUAGGCUUCUGUGACGCCGUGCCGGGAGGCCUCGUGCAGAAAGACGCGCGCGCCUUCCCGCCCGCACUGGGUGCGAUGGGCGCUGGUGCUGCUGCUGCUGCUGUCCGCGUGGGUCACGUGCUUGUGGGCCAACCGCAACAGUCGCAGCAACAGCAGCAGCAGAUGCUGUGUAAGCCGCUACCUGUUGCUGCUGCUGCGGGGAAAGGCGAUGCUGCUUGCGUGUGCGCGGGCGCAGAUGCCGCCGCUGCUGGUGCGUCUGCUGCAGGGAUGCGAGGCGUAGAAGGGAGCAUGGGAGCCGGUGCGUCCGCAGCGACCUUUGGAGGGGUGAGCGGCGUCACUACUGCUCGAGCAAGCGGCGCUCUCCCUGCUGCCACCGCCGCUACCGGCGCCACCGCUUCUGCUUCCGUAUCUGCCGCCGCAGCAGCUGCUGCUGCUGCUGCUGCUGCUGCUCGCGCUGCCACCGGUACUGACACUGUCCCUUCCGCCUCCGGGGCUCUCCCGUCCGCCACCGCCGCGGCAAGCCUAGAGCCUCCCUCCACUGCAGCAACCGCUGCUGCUGCCGCCGCUGGUGCGGCUGGGUCAGUCCCAGCUUUCCCCGCCGCCCCUGUUUGCGCCGCGCCUCCUGCUGCUAGCGGCACACCUGGCGCGCUCUCGCAUUCGCCCGUGGAUGCGCGCGGCGGGGGCCUGCUGCUCAGCACCUCGGCAUCUCCGUUCCCCGGCGCCACCCGUUUCGCGCUCCACAGCCGCGCCCCCCCGCUCGGCCUUCCCCGCCCGCAUCCCCACGCGCUCGCCCAUCCGCACCCGCACCCGCACCCGCCCCCGCACUCUGCUCUCCAACCUCUCGUCCCCCCGGCCCUGGCGCAACUGCCGGCGCAAUUGCUGGCUGGGUCGCGCAGAGACGAACAAGACGAGUUGAAACCAGGGGCUCAGCAGCAGCAGCAGCAGCAGCAGCAGCAAGAGCAGCAGCCGGAGCAGAAGCAGGAGCAAUGCGAAGAGCAACGGCUGGAGGAAACGGAGCAGCAAGGGCACGAGCAGCGGCCACAACAGCAAGAACAAAUGCCGGUCCCUGCAGCAGCAAACGCCACGGCACCAGACGCACCAGACGCAGCAGUAGCAAGCGCCGCAGAAGAUGCAGCAGCACCGAGAGAAGCACCAGGCGACUCCCCACCGCUGCCGCCAGCGCAGCAGCCGCGGCGGACACAUCACCACCUGGCAAAACACCUGCUGCCACCCCCUCCGCCCCUCCCUGUCGCCGGUUCCUCCCCGGGUCUGAGACCAAAAGAAGCGAGGAGAGAAGGGAGGAGAGACGGGAAGGACGAAAGGGCGAGAGGAGGAGAGGAGCAGGGGGAACGGAUUAUGUAUUUGGAUGGUGCAGUGGGGGCUGAGGGGAAGGAGGAGAGGCGAGAAGAAGGAGGAGGAGCGGCGGCAGGAGGGAAGGGGAAGAAUGAUGGGAAGGAAGGUGGGGCGGAGACGGCCUGUCUGGAGAGCAAGACUCCUGCGUCGCCCAGAGGUCCCGGGCAGCCAGGGAAAGCUGUGCAGAGAGCGGUGCAGCAGGAGAGCCAUGGGAAGGUGCGUGUGUCGUCCACAGAAGCUCUGCACUGGGUGGAAGAGUCUAAGGCGCUGCUGCAGGAGCAGCAGCAGCAUAGUGUGAGUGUCAUGUCCCCUGCUAACCCUGGCGCCGCUGCUGCCGCCGCCGCCGCCGCUGCUGCUGGUGCUGAUGCGGCAGCAGCAGCUGCUGCAGAGGAUGCCAAAGUGAAUGCGAACGCAAGUGGCAGUCCGGAGGGGGAAGGUUCCAACCCUCACAAUGCCGCUGCUGCCGCAGGGGCAGCAGGCGCAGCAGCAGCAGCGGGCGCAGGUCCGGUUGCUCUUUCAGGGCACCACCGAGCCUCGGCCGCAGCUGCGGCUGCCGUGCCUCGAGGCGAGGUUGGGAACGACGGGAGCAGCAACGUGUACGCGAAGGGUGGCGGCGGCGGCGGAGGGGGAAGGAAUGCGCGUGAGGGGGUUAACAACAGCAGCAGCAGCGGCGGGAAUGGCAAUGGGGAUGGUAAUGGAAGCUCGGAGUAUAAUGAGAGUGGGGACACGGGGAGAGACAUGGCGGGGAGCGCGCGCGCAGGGAGUGGCGGGCGGAGUGGCAGCGGGCAAGGAUCGGGCGGAGGGGGAAGCGGACAGGGGAGUGGGGGAGGCAGCGGAGGCGGGAGGGGAAGCGGGGGCAGCGGAGGCAGUGGGGGGAGUAAGCGCGGGGAUGCAAGCGCGAAUGGGGCGCAUGAGUGGAGCAGAACGGGGGGAGGCGCGGGGGGCGGUGGGGGGAUACAGGCGCUGUUGUCUUGCGCCAAUGGCAGUGCGGUGGGGUCCAAGGACCAGGCGCAUGACACUGCGGGCAUGACAGGCGCGGGCGGGCGCUUCCAGUCCCCCCAACGGGGGAACGGUGGAGGGGGCAGUGGCGGGGAGGGAGGUACUGGCGCGGGGAAUGGUAUUGAGGGGAUGGGGAGUGGAGGAGAAGGAGGAACAGGGGGCAGGGGAGGGGAAGGCAGUGGGGGGGAUGGUGGGGGGAGUGGAAACGGAGGGGGUUCGGGGAGGGGAAGUGGUGGGGGAGAGGGGAGUGGGGGGGAGGGUAGCGGAGGGGAAGGGGGGACAGGGGGGCAGGCAAUGGGGAUGGGAGGUGGCGGGACGGAGGAGGGGAGGCGGCAGUCAGGGGGGCAGUCAGUGAGGCGCGAGGGGAAUGCCAUGGGCGGAGAUGGCGGAGAGGGGGGCAGGGAUGGCGGAGAGAGGAACAGAGAUGGUACCGUUCCCGCCUCUGCCACAGCUGCUGCAGGCGCUGGUGCUAACGGGGAGGCUCAAAGGUGGCUGGAUGGGAUGAGGGAGAGAGGGAGGGGGAGUGCGUCGGAAGCAACAGAGGCGUUAGAUGUGGCAGCGAGGGAUUUGAGAGGCGAGGGCAGCGGUGGCGAGGCAGAGGGGGCGGAGGGCAGUGUUGGCCGAGAGGACGGUGGUGCUGCGUGUGCGGGUGGUGUGGGUGAUGUGGGUGGUGCCGUGGGCGUGGUGGGACGGAAACGAGUCAGAGAGGAGGAGGCAGGGGAUGAGGGCAUGGCAGGGAUGGGUGGAGGAGAGGCGGGAGGCACGAGCAGCAAGAGGCGCGAGUGGCUCACUGAGGGGAUAGGGGCAGCUGGAGAGGUGCAGCGGAUACAGGCACAACGGCAAGAGCAAGGCCAAGCGGACGAGGAGGAGGAGGAGGAGGAGGGGCGAGAGGGUGCGGAUGUGCACAUGAGGGAGGGUUUUGAGGAGAAGCGGCAGGAGGAGGACGGAGAGGAGACGGAGGAUGAGAGGGAAGGGGAGGAGGGUGGCGAGGAGCGUGGGGAAGGUGUUUUUGAGACGUCUCAAAAACACCCUCACUUUAAGGAGGAGGGUGGCGAGGAGCGUGGGGAAGGUGGGAGGGAGGAGGCGGGGCAGGAGGAGGGUGCAGCAGGGCUGCUGUCUCUAUCUGCCUCUCUCUCUGCACCCGCCACCACGCCUUUCCCUGCACCUCCCGCCAUCGCACCUACUGCUGCCGCUGCUGUUGCCGCCGCUGCUGCUGCUGUUGAAGGCCGCGGAGGAGAGGCGGUAGAAGGGGCUGAUGGGGGAGGGGAGCAAGCAGUGCGAGGGGCGGAAGGGGUGGAAGGUGCAUACAGUGCAGAGGGCGCAGAGGGCAGUGGCGGGGUGAUGAGUCGGCAGGCGGUGAGGGAGGCGGCACUCAAUAAGUUCCGGCUCAAGCGCAGAGAGAGGAACUUUGAAAAGAAGGUGCGGUACCAGAGCCGCAAGCGACUGGCAGAGCAGCGGCCGCGCUUCAGAGGCCAGUUUGUCCGCCAGCCCGCCCUCGCCCCCACUCCCCCUCCACCUGCUGCUCCUCCCUCCCCCGCUCCUCCCACCAUGCUGCAGCAGCACUUGCCUCGCGCACCAGUCAUGACUCCCGCCGUCCAUGCAGGGAGGGGCCAAGGCAGCAGCAUGCCCUUCCCCGUGCACCUGCCAGUCAUGCACGCACAGGGCGUGGCAGGAGUGACGGGAAUGACAGGAGUGCAGGUUCCAGGGAUGAUGGCAGCAGCACCGGCAGGCAGCAACCUAGACCGAACGAUGCAGUUCUUCCCUAUCGCACCCUGCCCUGCUGUCGCCACCGCCCCUUCCAUUGCCACUGCUCCCCCCUCGGGUCAUCUGCCUCUCGCCCUGAGCAGCCGCGGCCAGGAGAGGGUAUUUAUGAGCCACAGCAACGGCAUCAGCAUUGGGAGUUUUGGCGCGAGCGGCAGUGCGAGUGCGGGCGGGAGUGGGAGUGGGAGUGGGAAUGCGAGUGGGAGUGCGAGUGGGAGGGUUCCUGAGAGCAGUUACAGUGCAGCAGUGGCGGAUAUGAGCUAUGGUGCGGCCGUUGCUGAUAUCAACGGUGGUGUGCCUGCUGCUGCCUUCCUUGCUGCGGCCCCCUCUUCUGCUGCCGCUGCUGUUGUUGGGGAGGGUGUUGGAGGCUUGGGAAAGAGGCAUCCUCCCAGCUAUUCCCGCGAUCGAAGCGUAGCCGUCAUGGUUCUCGAGGCGACGGUGGUGUGCGUGGACAACUCCGAGUGGAUGCGGAAUGGCGACUACGCGCCGUCGCGUUUCCAGGCGCAGGCCGACGCGAUUAAUCUCAUCUGCGGCGCCAAGACGCAGUCGAACCCGGAGAACACGGUGGGCAUUCUGACAAUGGCGGGGAAGGGCGUGCGCGUGCUCGUCACGCCCACCGCUGACCUCGGCAAGAUCCUCUCCACCAUGCACG